UAAUGCUUUGCAUGGCCAGCUAGCUGCUAUCGUGUGCGUCGAUGACAGUCGCGUUGUCAUCUGUUCGGAGUGAUCGUGCGAUGUUACUUGAGGAGCUAACCGGGGCUACCGGCGGCCGACACUUAACGUCGCGCAGUGCGUUUUUCGUGAGACUGUGAAUUAAGCAAAAUAAAAAAAGAAGAACGAGAAAGAAAAUAACGAAACGCUAACGGACAAACGUACCGGGAAAGAUAGGGACGGGGAAGUGUGAAGAGACACAAGUGUGAGAGAGCGUGAAAGACAGAAAGGAAGAGGGAAGGAGGACGGGCAUUUGCGGAAACAGGACUUCAUCGUGCCCACGGCCGAAGUAACGUGGAACUUCGGUUCCACGUACCGCCGUUCGUCGGUUUCGGCUACUCUUCUCUCCGUUCUCACCGUAAAUCUCCGAGUCACGCGGAGAGCGAAGGAAAAAACGGACCGUCGCGGUAGCACCGUGUGCGGUAGUGCAGCAGCAACGUACCAAGAUGCUGUCGUCAGUGUCAGCGAAAUAAUAAUGUGGUGCGACGUCAGUCAGCAUAAAACUAAUGAAAGGGAAGAUGUUUUGGGCCUAAAGAGUUGUGCAAUGAUGGGUCUGCAGGCGACGGCAGGAAAACGCAAAUUAGAGGGUGGUGUCGGCUGCAUGGAAUUCCACAUGGACUUAGGCGAGAGUCCAUCGAAACUCGGACGCGUGGACGGUAGCUGGUGGGCGAUGGACGACAGUUACGGGCCGCCCCUGAACCAGACGUCGACGUCGUAUUACGAGAUGGAAGUGAGCUCGCCCUGCCUACAGACGACGAACCCGUGCCAGCCCUCGGCGACGAGUUCCUCGCAGUCGCAGCAGCAACAGCAACCGCAACAAUCUCAGCAACAUCCGUCGCAGCACCAUUCAUCUUCCCAAUCACCGCAACAGGCACAACAGCAGCAGCAGCAAUCGCAGCAGCAGCAGCAGCAGCAACAAUCGCCAGCGUCAUCCUCGACAUCGGCCUCGUCCACGGUGACACAGUUGCAUCACCAUACGCAACAUUAUUAUCACCAUCAACGCGCCGCCGUCAGUCCUAUUGGCAGCAAUGGUUAUAGCCAGCUGUCGAGAUCUCAGCCGCAAUGGGGCGCCCUUCAUCAUUACGAGCCGCCAACGAUACGUCGCGAGGAAAAUGGCAAGAGCUAUCUGGAGCUCGGUUCAAGUUACCGGGCGAACGAACGAUGCUGCGAAGGUUCCAAGUCCAGCUGGUGUCGGCGCGGUCGAGCCUGCUACCGGCAGCGACGACUCGCCGUGCUCAACAUCUCUAUGUGCAAACUCGCCAGGUACCGCCAAUUCCCGGAUCCGAGCCUCCACCGAUCGGUAUUGAUCUGCAACACUUUGAGACACCUAGAACGCGAGAUGGAGAGGGACAGGAGUCCACCGCCCAUGGAGCCGGUCGUGCCGGCGCCGAUCGCUCAACUGCAACCGCCCGAGCAGGGCAGGUUAACGCCUUUCCCUGUGCCGCCGACGUCGUCGGGCGAGACCGACGUCGAUUCCGGCAUCGGUGACAGCGACGAUAGCCGAUCGAUCAAUUGGGGUAGCGUACUAUCUCUGUCGAGCCAAUCGCCGCUCGACCCGCUCAACAACAACGAACUACUGGAUGUAGACAUUGGGCCCGAUCUCGACCUGGACUUUAUGCCCGGGUGGAAGCUCACGCCUCUUUCGGCGGAUGAUAUUUUGAGAAGUACAACGACAACCCAGGAACAGCAUCAUCACCAUCACCAUCACCAUCACCACCAUCACCAUCAGCAUCAUCAUCACCAACAGCAGCAGCAGCAGCAGCAGCAGCAACAACAACACCUAAUGUCGUCGGGGAGCAGUUGCGGCAGCAGCUGCGGCAAUAGCAAUGUCAUCGGAAGUGCCGGCGUCAGCAACGUUGGUAGCAGCAGUAGUACGCACGAGUCGUUGAUGUGUGUAGGAUCAUAGCCCUCGACUUUGACAUCGUUGAGUCAUCUCAUCGAUUUCUAUCCGCUGACGCCGCAGGGCAAAUAAAUCCGCGGCGGUAGCCAACGCGGAUUCUGGGAAGGCGCGCGGGCGAGAGGCGGUAGUGAAUACGGAUCUCUCGUCCACCCUCUGGAGCGCUCGACGUCCGGCCGGCGACUCUCGAGGAGCCGCCUUCAUCUUUCUGUUUCGCGUUAAUUUAUUGUCGCGUCAAUUACACGUGUACACACUAAUACAUACAAACGGACACGUACACCGAUACCGAUACAACCUUCUGUGACACUUUUGUUCUUCCUCCGCUCUUUUUACCACCGCUACUACUACUACUACUACUACUAUCACCAUUACUGACCCUAUCGUUACCAUUACUUCUACUACUGUCCCUCCCGCGACUAUUUACCACUAUCGUUAUCGUUACUUCUAUUACUAUUGCUACUAUUGCUAGUAAUAUUAUAUUACUACUCUUACUAAUACUAUUACUACUACUACUAUUAUUACUAUCGCUAAUCAACGUGUCUCCCAACGUAUCUGCUCCCCGAGGGACGCGUCAUGACACGCGGCAUCCGCAGGUGCAGACAAAAUAGAGCGCUCUGAGGGCUUAACGAACGAGUUAAGAACGGGGGAGAGAGAAGAAGGGAGAAGGGUUGAGACAAGGGGAAAGAAAGCCUUUACUGUCCGCGUGUCGACAGGUGCUGCUACUCGCGAUGAUCUGGUGUCCUGACAAAUAUUCGGACGGUAAAUUUUCGUAUCAAGCUACCGCAUACAAGAUCACUCGCAUGUAUCAUCUCCUCCGCCGUGGAAUUUCGAGGCCAGGUGCAAGCGCAGUUGACACGCGCCUCGGGAUAAUUUCUAUCAAGAUUUGAGAAAGAACUGUCGGGUAAUCAUCAUUCGUCAGGUAUUCUUCAAUAACAAUUUAAUACAUAGAGAUAGGAAAAUUGAAGCAGUGUUUUUAUAGUUGCAUCUGCGAGCUCGUAAAUCCACGUGCGAAUUCUCCGAAAAGUAAUUAAGACAUACAAGUAAAUGCACAGAGAGAGGGAAAAUGGUAUUGGCUACGUCGAGUACGAAGAAGCUUCCUCUUCGGGGCUGGAAAAAUCGACGAGAAUGUUGCAAUCGAAGUCUUCCGGCCCGGGGAGCUUCUGUUCUCCUCGCCGUUCACAGCCUCAGAUUGUCCGGGGGAUUUUCUUCGUGGAACAGCAUGCGAUGUCGGGGUCCGCGUCUCUGGGAAAAACAAUCGAUGAUAAUCACCGAUGAUACGCUACUCGCGCAUAUAUAUGUACACGGACACGCAUUCAACACAUACACGCACAUACAGACAGACAGUACAUACAUACGACUGCCGUGGCCUAUAUUACACGAAGAGACACGUGCGAGUGUGAGCGCACGCAAGUUGUACGGUGCUACAGCAUCCUG
Molecule: messenger RNA, 3388 nt
Organism: Wasmannia auropunctata (little fire ant)
Lineage: Eukaryota; Metazoa; Arthropoda; Insecta; Hymenoptera; Formicidae
Gene: tara
Product: basic-leucine zipper transcription factor A
Exons: 3
Coding region: 533-1963 (476 amino acids)
Cellular component (GO): nucleus
Molecular function (GO): transcription regulator activity
Source: RefSeq, a predicted model, not a curated record